Rattus norvegicus (Norway rat) is the source of this 2582-nucleotide messenger RNA. RefSeq names its product Wnt family member 11 (gene Wnt11). The coding region runs from base 255 to 1319 and encodes 354 amino acids. Gene Ontology annotation, molecular function: protein kinase activator activity; signaling receptor binding. Lineage: Eukaryota; Metazoa; Chordata; Mammalia; Rodentia; Muridae. The record is from RefSeq and is marked validated. The transcript is spliced from 5 exons. Gene Ontology annotation, biological process: secondary heart field specification; ventricular septum development; embryonic skeletal system development. Gene Ontology annotation, cellular component: extracellular region; extracellular matrix; cytoplasm.
CCUAAUCCGAGCCCGACGCCGGCGGGUCUCGGGGAGAGAGCGAACGCCUUCUUCGCACAGCCUCCUCGGCCCGACCCCUCCUUUGUAAUUUGAAUAAAACGCCUCCCAGCCCGCGCGCCGCCUUAACCCGCCGCCCUGUUCUCCGUGAUUGCAGGCGGCGUGCGCGCAGGACGGGCGGCGGUGGCCUGCAGGCGGCGGAGUUCGGCGCGGCUUCUGCAGGGUGCGACCCCCGGGAGCGCCGGGCACGCGCGACGAUGAGGGCGCGGCCGCAGGUCUGCGAGGCUCUUCUCUUCGCCCUGGCGCUCCACACCGGUGUGUGCUAUGGCAUCAAGUGGCUGGCAUUGUCCAAGACUCCGGCGGCCCUGGCACUGAAUCAGACGCAACACUGUAAACAGCUGGAGGGCCUGGUGUCUGCGCAGGUGCAGCUCUGCCGGAGCAACCUGGAGCUCAUGCGCACCAUUGUGCAUGCAGCACGGGAGGCCAUGAAGGCCUGCCGCCGGGCCUUCGCUGACAUGCGCUGGAACUGCUCCUCCAUCGAGCUCGCCCCCAACUACCUGCUUGACCUGGAGAGAGGUACCCGGGAGUCAGCCUUCGUGUAUGCCCUGUCGGCCGCCACCAUCAGUCACACCAUCGCCCGGGCCUGCACCUCUGGCGACCUGCCCGGCUGCUCCUGCGGCCCUGUCCCAGGUGAGCCACCCGGGCCCGGGAACCGCUGGGGAGGAUGUGCGGACAACCUCAGCUACGGUCUCCUCAUGGGGGCCAAGUUUUCCGAUGCUCCUAUGAAGGUGAAAAAAACAGGAUCCCAAGCCAAUAAACUGAUGCGUCUACACAACAGUGAAGUGGGGAGACAGGCUCUACGUGCCUCCCUGGAAACGAAGUGUAAGUGCCAUGGGGUAUCUGGCUCCUGCUCCAUCCGCACCUGUUGGAAGGGGCUACAAGAGCUCCGGGAUGUGGCUGCUGACCUCAAGACCCGCUACCUGUCAGCCACGAAAGUGGUACACCGGCCUAUGGGCACCCGCAAGCACUUGGUGCCCAAGGACCUGGAUAUCCGGCCCGUGAAGGACUCAGAACUAGUGUAUCUACAGAGUUCUCCUGACUUCUGCAUGAAGAAUGAGAAGGUGGGAUCCCAUGGGACCCAAGACAGGCAGUGCAACAAGACCUCCAACGGCAGUGACAGCUGCGACCUCAUGUGCUGUGGGCGUGGCUACAACCCCUACACGGACAGAGUGGUGGAGCGAUGUCACUGCAAGUACCACUGGUGCUGCUACGUCACCUGCCGCAGGUGCGAGCGCACAGUGGAGCGCUACGUCUGCAAGUGAGACUGUAUGCUCCGCCCCCGUGGAGGGGCGCUGCUUCUCUGAGGACCCGCUCAAGGGCCUGGAGACCCCGGUGGACUUCCCUGCAGAUGCCAGAUGCCAGGCGUGGGAGGCGGCUUGUGCUGUGACUCCACUUGGAAGCCACCACAACAGGAGGCCUGGUCGCCCUGGGAGAGCCGGGGCAUCAAAGGAAACUGAUAGGAUUAAAAAUAACCUGGCAGCCUGGGGCCUGAGUGCCCACAUGUUGCCUUCCAGGCUGCUCCAAGAAGUCAGGGCAGGGAUGGGUAAGACUGUGUGUAUUUGACCUUUCAAGGCCAGGAAGACCAGCUUUCUGGAAUGUUCUUCGGGACCCUGUGCCCACCACAUGGAACCACUAACUUGGGUUGUAAAUUUUUAUUUUCCUUCCCCUCUCCUGUGGGAUGUGGGAGCUACAAGAAAUAUUUAUAAAAUAUAGCUUUUUUCUUUGGGGUGGCUCACUUCAAUUCCUCCUUAUAUAUUAUAUAUAUAAAUAUAUAAUGAUUAUAUAUUUUAAACGAGUGUGUGAAAUAAAUGCUGAGCAAGCCCCGAACCUGCUCUCAAAUCUCUGCCCUCCUCAAGUGAACCCAGCAGAUCCUGGGCUGGCAGGAGGACUCUCCAGUUUCCAGGCAGGGCGGCCUCCCAUUGAUGUCCGAGCUCCACCCAGUCCUCCGACCUGGUCCUGGCCUGUUUCCCUGUCUGUGAUCUGUUGGUCAAGGGUGAGGACAGACGUCUUGAAACAUAAACCCGGUUGGCAGUAUCUUUAUUCCUCAGGGACAUUCUUACAGCACAGUCAUUGGCCACGGUUUCAGACCCAUUAAGCUUGCUGCAAGAAAGCUGAGACCUUAGGAAGGCCACGCUGGUGGAGUUUGGUGGGAUCCUGGAUGGUGGGACCAGCCCAUACCAUAUCUAUGAGGCUGGGCUGGCAGUGACUGAGCCUGGAAGUUGGGAAAGGCCCAGGCUCACAGCGCAUGCCUGAACAGGGGUUGUGGCUGCUGAUGUGCUAAGACGCAGGGACCAGCAGGACCUCUUCCCUUUCACAGUUGUGGGCCAGGUGGGCCAGGAAGGACUGUUUGGGUUUGGGGGGGUGGGGGAAGAGGGAGGCCAGCUGCAGGUGGGGUUAGGGAAAUGGUGGGGAUCUGAUUUGGGCAGCGGUGUGGACUGAGGUGCAGGGUGGAAUCCCAUGUGGAAAUGAGCAGAUGUUAGGACCUAGGGUUCUGGGGGAGGCCAGGCUGCAGAGUCACCUUUGUC